GUAAAUACUUCCGGUUUCGUUUUAACCCAAACAACUUCCGGUUAAAAUCCAACAUAGACUUUUUACACUUUAGUACAACAUAUUUGCGUUAUGAAAUGGUUUUCAGGAUCCAUUGGUGACGCCAUUCAAAAGUCAAAAAGAGAGAAACGCAUAUUUAUAGUAUAUAUCACAGGUCAAGAUGAACUUUCAAAGAAAAUGGAUGCCACUUUGGAAAACACAGAAGUAACAGCAUUGUGUGGAGAUCAACACUGUGUAGCUCUAAAACUAAAAGCUAAUGGUGAAGAAUGUGGAUUUUUCUCACAGAUAUACCCAGUUGUUACAGUGCCUUCAGUAUAUUUUAUAGCUGUUAAUGGUUCACCUAUUGAAGUAACAGCUGGUUAUGUGGAACCUACUGCUUUUUGUCAGAUCAUACAAUCAGUCAUUAAAAACCACAGAGCUCAGACUGAUGGCUCUCCUCCUUUGGACACACAAUCUAUCAAAAUGUCUAAUGUACAAACAGCAGCUUCCAGUGGUCAACCUGCUUCUGCACAAGCUGAUUCAGCAUCAAGCAAUCAUACCAUCACUACAGAUUCUAAUAGUUCAGCUGCUCCAGCUUUGGAAGAAAGAGUAGACAUAGCAAAACAAAAGAUUGAAGAAAAAAGAUUGCAAAAACAAGAAAUAGAGGAAGAAGGAAGAAGACAAAAAGAAAUAGAAAGAAGAAAAUUGGGACAGGAUAUGGCCAAACUUAAGCAAUUUCAAGAAGAAAAGAAAAGAAAAGAGUUACAGGAGCAGUUAGCCAAUGAGAGGACAGAAAAGACUAAAGAAAGGGAGAGAAUAAAACAAGAAUUAGAAAAAGACAGGGCCGAAAGAGCAGCUAAAUACAGAAAAGAUAGAGAAACACAAGAAAAACAGAAAGAGGAAAUGAAACAAACCAAAGAAUUAGCCCAGAAUAAAAUUAACAGUGAGGCUGAAGCAAAGAAAAGAGAACAAGCUCGUCUUCAGAUACGACUGCCAGAUGGUUCUUCAUUAACCAAUGUGUUUCCAUCAGGGGAUAGAUUACAAACAGUGCAUGACUUUGUAUCACAGAGGGUAGGAACAAGUGUAACAUUAUCUACAACAUUCCCAAGACGAACUUUCACAGCAGAAGAUAUGUCUAAGACAUUAUUGAUUCUAGAACUGGUUCCCUCAGCAGUGUUAAUUGCAGUACCAGGAAAGAUAAAAGGAGGCACUAUUAAUCCAAGUGGUGGAGGAGGUAUCCUAUCAUUGGUCAUAACUCCAUUAAUUACCCUGUGGAACUUCUUGUAUAUGUUUAUUUUUGGAAGAAGUGCUCCACCACCAGAACAAAAGAAAGAAGAGUCUUCAGAAGAGGAGCAGAUGCCCUCAGAAUCACCAUCAAGUUCAGCUAGCAGAGGUGCUCAACCUCAAAGUGCUUACCAAAGAAGACCAUUAAGGACAGAUGGAAAUGUACGACGAUUAACAGAUAUGAUAGAUGAUGAUGAUGAUGAAAAUGCAACUUGGAAUGGAAACUCUACACAGCAAAUGUAGAGACAAUAUAUGUUGUGAAAAUUUUACAGUAAAAUAUACAUGCAGACAAUUUUUUUUCAAAAUGAAAAUAAGAAUUAUAUUUGUUUAUAAGUAUGAUCUUUGAAUAUUUUGGAUUUGAUAGUCAGCAUGGUCAGCUAUUAAAAAUAGAAAACUUUGCCUUAAUCCAAGCAAUCAGAUUUUACUGAUAGUAUAUUAUUGCUGGCAUGACAGUAAUUUCUUUUCUUUUAAAGGAUUGUGUUAAAAACUAAAAUAAAGAAAAAAAAAUACCUACUUAGUACAUCUAAAAAAGGGACAACAGCAAAGCAAUGCCUUUACCUGGAUAAAUAGAGACAAAUUAGGACGAUACAAGGAUAUACAAAAGUUUGUCAGAUAUUUGAAAUGAGGCUUUGCCAGCUACUGUGGAUUCAUUUAUUUUCGUGGGUACAAAUUUUCGUGGAUUGAGGAAAACUCGCAUAUUCGUGGAUAUUUAAUUUCGUGAUUUUGGUAAAGUCUGCAUUCAUUCCUUUAGAAUAUUUUUUAUUCAUUGGAACAUUUAAAUUGGUGGUUCCCCAGGAAUUCCAGGAAAAUUAGUAUCCAAUGAAUAUUAAUGAAUCCACAGUAACAGAUAUGCAAGGAUGAUUAUAAUCUAAAAUAAUCUUUAUUUAGAUAGUUCUUAAUGGGAAGGCAAGUCUAAUUGAUUUUUUAUUAUUUUAAACAGAGAUCAGUCAUAACUUAUAUUGGUAAAUGCAUCAUUAAAUUUUCAUUUGUUUUUUUAUCAAUAUCAUGUGACAAAGGGAUAUGAAAGAAAUUGUAUUAUUUGAAACAGUGGGUAAUUAUAAAUGAUGUAUUUAUAACAUGUUACAAAGAUGGCAAUACUAUGACUUUUUUUAUUUAUUUUUUGGCAUUUGGUGUUAUUUGCGGUUCUGUAUCUUAAAAUACCAUUUUAAAGUGGAAGAACAAACAGUUCUUAGUUGUGAUGAUUAAUUUAAUAACAUGUGUAGUUAACUUAUAUAUUGGAAUAAAAACAUGAAAGCUG
Mytilus trossulus (common blue mussel) is the source of this 2539-nucleotide messenger RNA. RefSeq names its product UBX domain-containing protein 4-like. The record is from RefSeq and is a predicted model, not a curated record. Lineage: Eukaryota; Metazoa; Mollusca; Bivalvia; Mytilida; Mytilidae. The transcript has 11 exons. Gene Ontology annotation, molecular function: protein binding. Gene Ontology annotation, cellular component: endoplasmic reticulum. The coding region runs from base 91 to 1524 and encodes 477 amino acids.